Messenger RNA from Camelus dromedarius (Arabian camel), 4723 nucleotides. RefSeq names its product cyclin L2 (gene CCNL2). The record is from RefSeq and is a predicted model, not a curated record. The transcript has 8 exons. Gene Ontology annotation, cellular component: nucleus. Gene Ontology annotation, molecular function: cyclin-dependent protein serine/threonine kinase regulator activity. The coding region runs from base 2967 to 3938 and encodes 323 amino acids. Lineage: Eukaryota; Metazoa; Chordata; Mammalia; Artiodactyla; Camelidae. Gene Ontology annotation, biological process: regulation of transcription by RNA polymerase II.
CACCUGAGAGAGAAAAAAAAGCCUGUGCCUCUGCUGUUAGAUCAAGAUUACGUUAACUUAAAGAAUCAAAUUAUAAAGGCGGAAAGGCGGGUUCUCAAAGAGCUGGGUUUCUGUGUCCACGUGAAGCACCCUCACAAGGUGGGUAUGCAGCCCAGCUGCCACGUCAGCCCUCCUGAGUCCCUGCUCUGUUCUUACCCAGAUUAGAAACUGAAGAGGACUGAAUGUCCUUGACUUGGUUUUCCAGUUUAUAUUUCUCAUCUGAAAAUGACUGUUUGCUCAUUAGCCUUCCUGUAUCAUGAUAAUUUUAAUAGUGUGUUUUUAAGAGUUUUGGGAAUUAUAUUUUUUAAGUUUGAGCUUUCAGAAAUAGUGAUGAACCUGUAAAAAUGCAGUCUGUCAGUUUACAUUUUCUUUUCUCAACAGAUAAUUUUCUAAAGUAGCUUUAGUGUUAACCUUAUUUCUUGUUAUGGAAGGACUGGAGAAUUCCGGGCCCUUUCAUGUGGAAACGCACUAACAUGGCGCUGCAGGCUGCUCUGGUUUAGAAGCACGCAGUGCCGCGUGUACCUUCCACGUUAACUCAGACACAGGGCUUGUUUUCUUUUUUUUCAAAGAGUGCUAUUUUCAAGUUUCCAUCCCCCUUUUAUUGGCGGUUUCCUCAUAUCUCUCUUGCUUGUGUGACUUUCUGGCAUUAAUUCAAAUUCUUGGUAAAUUACUCCCCAUAGAUUUAAGAGCUUUUUCUUCAUUUGCUGAAAGUGUUUUCAUACCAUGUUUUGUGUAAGUUGGCGACUGGGGUACGGAAAUGUUCAGGGCAGGCUAAGCUUCCUGGUGGAAAAUGUGUCGAAGACAAGAAUGAGCAUCAGCCGUGCACCGGCAGGACCAACUACGGUGCAGCUAGGUCCUCACGCGCUUUCGUGGUGCCUGGCUGCAAAAGCAGGUGGCAAGCGCGUCCGCAGAAACUGCCCUCCAGCCGAGCUGUGCAGCAGGCGUGUGACCAGGAGCCAGCCCUGGGAUCUAGCCUGAGGCUCUUAUUUGCUGCAUGGACGCCCUCAAGAUCUGAAUUCUGGGUUCCCACGGUUCUUGGUAAUAACUGCCUGACCCGUAUCUUCCAGAUAAUCGUUAUGUACCUUCAGGUGUUAGAGUGUGAGCGUAACCAACACCUGGUCCAGACCUCAUGGGUAGCCUCUGAGGGUAAGUGACUAAGACUUCUCCUCUACUGUCCAAGCGCUUUGGUGCAGGGACAGCGGCCGUCCUCAGCCAACCCAGUGCAGGCUCCACCGAAGGCCGGCUCUAGACGGUGGUGUGCGCGCGGCAGUGUAGUGCUGGCCGACUGCUGCCGUGGCUCUGACGGUUGUGCUUCUUGUUAACCUGUCGUGCUUUGGUAAUUGUAUGACUAGAGUGAUAACUGUCUUGACUUGAAUUUUGUCCUUUAAAACUGCCGUACCUGUGCAAUAAAGAUGCAAUACCUUUGUCUUUAAAAAAUAAAACAACAACAAAAACCUCUACAGAAAGCUGUACAAAUUGGCUGAUGGGAACUCAGAGUUUAGUAUGGGAGGAUAUUAUUAUUUCUGGAAGUGCUAAAGUUACUCUUUCCAGCACCUAAGUGUUGACACAUUCUAGUAAAAGGUGUGCAUCUUUAAAUAAUUUAAUGACACUUUGUUGUAACUUAUUUCAAAUAUAGCAGUUAAGUUUAAGUAUAUGUUUUGAGGACUUUGUUUUUUUUUUAGAACCUAAAAGUUCUAUUUGAGUGUUAAAAAUAUUUUUUUAUUAGAACCAAAAAGUUACUGAUGGUUAUGUUUAUAUAAAAUGUUUGAACUUGUUUACUUGCAACUCUUUGGGACAUUUGGCCUUGGCACCAUCACACUGGCUUUUCUUUGGUCACCUCUUGGUUCCUGGAGCAGAGCUUCAGAGCCAGGUGCUGCCAGUGGCAUAUAUAGAAUUUAUCACUGAGAAAUCUCUCCUUGGGUUUGUACAUCAGUUUAUCUGGGAUUUAGGGCAGAGAUAACUGGGGGUCGGAGUGGGGAGGUUCAGUCAGAUCCCAGCAUGACAUGGCUCACCUGGGGGUGUGCCUGUCACUGGGGUGUGUGAGCACUAGAUAUAUGACCUAUUCAGCUGUUUUCUUGUGGAAUUGAUCUUCUGUUUUUGCAAUAUUGAUAAAGUUAAUGAGAGAUCUGAUUUCGGUCUAGUAAAUCUUAAAGAAAUAUAUUUAUAUGAAAAUGUUGAAAAUGUAGCCAAUUUUAAAACUCUUUAACUUUUUAAAAAAUGCAAGUGUUUUGUAUUUUUGUAUGUUUUAAAAUACGAUAAAGUUUUUAAAAUGUACUGACUGUGAUGAAACUUGUAUUUUGUUCUUUUAUCUGCUCUUAUGAAUGUUCACUUUAAGACUCCUUGUUGAGAUGGGACAAUUUGGAAACAAUUCUUUCAUAACCCUGAGAAGAGGGUUUCCCUCUGGGCAUUGAGCCCUCCUCUGCAGACGCUCCCGUGCACCCACGGGCAUUUCCCCUUUGCGAGUGGACUCCGUGUUGAAGAAGGCGGCCAGGCUGUGAACACCUCUUCAAGGAAAAGGACACAAGAGGACCUCUUGGCUCAGAAAGGCCCUUGCAGGCUUUGUGCUCAGCCCAUUCUUUUGAGUUUGCAUGUUUCUCUGCACUACGGAUUUUGAGCAUUUAGGGCUCCUUAAUCAAACACGUUGAACUGCCACAGUAGACAUCUUUCUGAGGCACUGACUUUUGCAUGAGAGCAGGCCAGAGGUUGAGAGGGAAAAGUAAAGUUAAACUUGGUUCUCUUUUAUAGCAACACGUGUUGUCUGACAUUCAGCCAGCUUUUAAAAUUUUUUUCAGUAAUUUCCCUGUCCUCCUGUCCUGUAUUCAGAAAAAGCAGCUGGACUGUUUCUCCAUGAACUUGUGAGGUUCCCAGGACUGUCUAGCUUUAAGGCCUGGCAGUAGACUACGUAGGGGAGUAGUGACUUUAUGUAGAUGAUGCAGAUGGGUAUCGUGGGCUGCCCUGGGGUGUUGCAAUUCUUCCUGCGUUUGGUUUUCAGGAAUUACAUGAAUGAUAGCCUGCGCACAGAUGUUUUUGUGAGGUUUCAGCCUGAGAGCAUCGCCUGUGCCUGCAUUUAUCUCGCCGCCCGGACGCUGGAGAUCCCUCUGCCCAAUCGUCCCCAUUGGUUCCUUUUGUUUGGAGCAACUGAAGAAGAAAUUCAAGAAAUCUGCUUGAAAAUCCUGCAGCUCUAUACUCGCAAGAAGGUUGACCUGACACACCUGGAGGGUGAGGUGGAGAAGCGCAGGCAUGCCCUCGACGAGGCCAAGGCACAGGCCAAGGGCCUCCUCCCCGGCAGCGCCCAGGUGCUGGACAGCGCAUCACGGUUCUCACCUGCCCCCAAGCUGGCAGAGUCUCCCAAAGAGGGGAAAGGAAGCAAGCCUUCCCCGCUCUCUGUGAAGAAUACCAAGAGGAAAAUGGAGGGGGUGAAGAAAGCCAAGGUGGAUAGCCCAGUGAAUGGCUUGCCGAAGGGGCGCGGGAGUCGCAGUCGGAGUGGGAGUCACGAGCAGAGCUACUCGAGGUCCCCAUCGCGAUCUGCUUCUCCCAAGAGGAGGAAAAGCGACAGCGGCUCCACAUCUGGCGGGUCCAAGUCACAGAGCCGCUCACGAAGCCGGAGUGACUCCCCACCGAGACAGGCACACCGAGGUGCUCCCUACAAAGGCUCCAAGGUGAGAAGCUACCGAAAGUCCAAGGACUGCAAGUACUCCGCCCAGAAGCCUCACGCGUCUCGGAGCCGGAGUUCCUCCCGCUCCCGAAGCCGCUCACGGGAGCGGGCAGACAAUUCAGGAAAGUACAAGAAGAAAAGUCACUACUGUAGGGAUCAGCGGCAGGAGCGGUCCCGGUCUUAUGAGCGCGCAGGCCGCCGCUACGAGCGCGACCACCCCGGGCACAGCAGGCACCGCAGGUGAGGCGUGGGGUCUUCACUGAGGGCUGCUCUCUGGCCCUCGGUAUGCACCCCUCGGCGUGACCGGCCCUGGGCUGCAACUUCGUGGAAAUGGUGUUGACACUGGGCUUUGCGAUGAACUUGGAGAUGGAGUCAAGAGGCCGGCAGGGUGCCCUUUGGGUUAGCCUGGGCCCAGCCCACACCUGGUGGCAGCACAGCCCUGUGCCUGUGGAAGCCAAGGCAGGUGCGCUGUCCUGGUGGUGCGGCUUGGUGCUAAUGAGACUGUCCCUUCACUCCCACACCAAGGCCCAAUUACGUCAAAUCGAGAAAAUGACUUUUCGAACCUUUGCCUAUAUUAGGUUGUACCUACAUUUGGACUUCACAGUGUUUCACGGUGAGAAAACGGCCUUAACAGCCCCUUAUUCUCUGUCCAUGUUGUAAAUAAAUGUGUUCAGUAUGAGUUAAAGCUAUAUAUGAAAACUCAGAACUUGAAUUCUGUCAGCUUAAAACUUGUGUAGAGAAUUUUGAUUUUUAAAAUGUGAAGGUAUUUAGAUCUGUGUUGAAAGUCAUAUAUUUUUAUCUGUGUGAUGCUGAGUGCAGGCCACCAGCUCCUAAAUAGAGAAGUUUCCUAUAUACGCAUUUUCCGUGGUUGAAAAACACAAUUCUCUCUACUCAGGACAUUGGGAACGUUAAAGAAUUUGUAGUCUGUGCUCUGCUUGCUUGUCACCGUGCACGGCCCGCGGUACCCGUUCUAGUGGUGCGUCUGCGCUGCCGCCUCUGAUCUCAUUAAAGUGUUGGAUUUUGUAUUGA